Molecule: messenger RNA, 594 nt
Organism: Corapipo altera (White-ruffed manakin)
Lineage: Eukaryota; Metazoa; Chordata; Aves; Passeriformes; Pipridae
Product: small proline-rich protein 2D-like
Exons: 2
Coding region: 118-594 (158 amino acids)
Source: RefSeq, a predicted model, not a curated record
CGCCGCUCGGGCCGUAUAAAAGCUUUGCCUUUGGAUGCUCCCACCACUUCAUUUGGCUCCUGCCUCGCUCACCUGCACGGGUGAACCGCUGUGCCUGUCGCUGCCCCCCUGGGAAGGAUGUCCUACUACGAGCAGUGCAAGCAGCCCUGCCUGCCCCCUCCCAUCUGCCUGCAGAAGGGGGUGAAGCGGGUGGUGGAGCCGUGCCAGGCCGUGUGCCCCGAGCCGUGCCCGGUGCAGUGCGUGGAGGUUUGCCAGGCCCCCUCUGCCACCCAGUGCAGCUCCUCCUGCAGCACCCAGUGUGUUGAGCCCUGUGCCACCCAGUGCAGCACCUCCUGCAGCACCCAGUGCGUGGAUGUCUGUGCCCAGCCCUGUGCCCCGCAGUGUGUGGACGUCUGUGCCCCGCAGUGCGUGGACGUCUGUGCCCAGUCCUGUGCCCCUCAGUGUGUGGACGUCUGUGCCCAGUCCUGUGCCCCCCAGUGCCCCACCAAGUGCCCCGAGCCCUGCCAGGGCCCCUGCGUGGAGGUUUGCACCACCAAGUGCGUGGAGUCCUGUGACACCGUGUGCCUGGAGCCCGUCUGCUCCCGGCCCUGCUGA